ACGAGUUACCUAUAACACAGGAACGUAUGCACAAUAUUAACAAUCGCAAGUGCAUAUUAUUUUUAAACAAUAAAGAGUCUUCAUCAUAUGUUUUAAUUAUGUAAUUUAUCGAAAUAUAGUAUAAAUAGUCGAGCAGAAAUUCGAUUUCUCCAAGAAAUAUCAUUUAUUUUUUUAUAAUGGUUGUUAAAUUCAGUUAUCGUUAAAAAAAUAUUUUAAUUUUAAAAUGUUUUUGCAGCGAGAGACGAAUCGAUCAACGGCGAGUUGUUACAUAAUUUGAUGACCACUAGUCAAGACACAAAUGGUCCUCGCUAUACGUAACUCUCGGUGCAUCUAAACAAACGUCAUUGUCCGUGUUUCUUUUUUUUAACAAAUUUCCAAAAAUACGCGUCGAUUAUGUAACGCGUCAUCGUAACGCGCGUUAUACAAUCGCGGGGGUGGCGAGCGGAAAAAGUCGACGUUUCGGGGAGGGCAAAAUUUUUUUUCCACACUAUAGGCAUAUAUUUCUUUUUCUUUUUUUUUUUCGUCUAAAACGCAGCGUAAACGCGUAUAUAGACGCGGGGGAAUAUUCCAUCCCUGGGAAAAAGAAGAAUCGGCCCGACGUGACGUAGGCCAAGGCAGAGGCUACGCAGUCCGGAGUUAGGCCGGCUCCGCGCCUCCCCCUCACCCGAUUGAGAGAUCAUCGGUGCGUCACCGUGCGUGUCAGCGUGCGAGCUGCUAAUAGCGGAAUCACCGCCGCCGCGAGCGACCGACCGGUUGGUGUGGGUUUGGUGGUUGACUGAUCCGCGGUCUUUCCCGUACGUCGUCCGGCACGCCGCCGCCUAAUCGGAGCGAAGCGGAGCAUAUACCGUGGCCGUAGCAGCGCGGCGCAGUGUAGCGAAGAGGAGCGAGCGCGAGCGUGCUGAGCGUGCGUCGUCGAGUCUCUCUAGGACAGCCAGCCAGCCGGUGGUGGCCACACACAAUCAGCGCGAUGGUCGUCAAGAUCUACGUAUCGGGUAUCAGCGGCAACAAGGAAGUGAAGAAAAGACAGCAACGUGUGAUGAUGAUUUUAGAUAGUAAAAACGUAGAAUAUGAGGUCAUUGAUAUAACCGAACCAGGCAAGGAAUAUGAGAAGGAAUUUAUGCAGGCCCAUAGUAAUGCUAGGAACAACAAGUAUCCAUUGCCACCACAAAUAUUUAACGAGGAUGAUUAUUGUGGCGAUUAUGAAGAUUUUGAUUUAUCAAAUGAAAUGGAUGAACUGGAAAAGUUUCUGAAAGUAACAUCAGCAGUCAGUACUGCAGAAAUUACUCUCGAUUCAAAAUCACAGAGUGAUGGAAUUCAAGAAAAUGGAAAUACUUCAAGUCGAGAGCCUUCCGCAGAUAAAGAAGCAGAUAUACUUUCUGACAGUUUACCAGAAAGGACAACUCUGAGAAGCGAGACUAAAGCGUUAGAUGACUCUAAACCAACCGAAGUAGAUAGCGCGGCAAAAGUUAUCGCUAGCGAUGAAGGUGAAAAUGCUGAAGAUAGUGGCGAUAAAAAUGAAGAGAAAUCUGACGACCAAGAAAAAGAGGAAUAGAUACAAGAUAUACCCAUGUAAAGUUGGGAUAUUCCACACAAUGACAUCCUUCCUUUUCCACUCACAAACUAUUUUGCAAAGCUACGUUUAUUACAUUACUAAGGCUGAAUGAAGGUACUGCCAAGAUAAUAUUCUGCAUUGCAGAAAGUCUGUUGAGUGAUCAGUAUAAAUGACGCAUGAGACAUUCUUUUAUAGAAUAUACUUUGUAUUUUUAGAUCAAACGCGUCUGCACCAAAUGUUUUGAAACAGGUCUGAUUAGGUGGUAUGAGACAAUUCCUUCAUAUCGCUAUCUUUAUGUACAUCCUCACGUUUGUUUAUUAUUUUUGCAUUGUUUCGCACCGCACUAUACCUGAUACAUUAUAGCAUAUCCGAUAACUGAAGUACAUAUUUUUCUUUUACAUGUGCAACUUUCUCGUUAUUUUGUUGCCGCGUGCAAAACGUACAAAAAUAAAUUUAGGCUAUAGCAACACAUACAUAUACACUAUAUCAUUUGAGAUAUACGAGAACAGAUAUAUAGAUAAAUAUGUAUUAUAAUUGAACUUUUUUUAUUUUUAGAUAUAAUUGAUUUGUUACAUGAGAAAAAUUUUGAUAUUUGUAUUAUUAUACUUUUAAAUGAACGUGACAGUAUUAAAGAUGAAUUCGACUUGUUCUGAAAAUUUUUAUUUGACCAUUUUAUUUUUUGUGUUACGAUAAUGUCUUUCCAAAUAUGCUUUAAGAAGUCAUCAAUUUCUUAAUUGUGUAUUAAAUAUACUUAAUGGACUUAAUUGUGUAUUAAAUAACACUAGAAGUAGUUAUUAGAAGAAACAAAAAAAAGUCCAUUUUUAAAUUUUUGAUUGAAUUAUAAAUAUUUUUUUCAUAAGCUUCCAUUUUCUACUCAGGACAAGAUUACGCUGGUAGAUAUGACUCAUAUUUCGUGACAUUCAUUGAUGUGUGUAUAUGACUCAUACUUGUUAAAUGCAGUCUAUUCAGUCAUUAAAAUCUUUGUAUCUAAAAUCAAACGAUUAAGUUCUUUAGAAUUUUUUUUUUUUUUUAAUUGGUUUCCACAAAAAUGUUUGUAAAUUAUAUUGUAAUAAUAUUAAAAGUUCAAAAC
Molecule: messenger RNA, 2642 nt
Organism: Monomorium pharaonis (pharaoh ant)
Lineage: Eukaryota; Metazoa; Arthropoda; Insecta; Hymenoptera; Formicidae
Product: SH3 domain-binding glutamic acid-rich protein homolog
Exons: 5
Coding region: 968-1552 (194 amino acids)
Cellular component (GO): cytoplasm
Source: RefSeq, a predicted model, not a curated record